AACGCAUGUGAGGUGCUCAGUUCGCAUUCGGAUUUUAGCACGCGAGCGUUACUUUUUUUUGCACUAUACCAAUAGUCGCGUAAUGCUGAUAUUAAAUUUAAGAUACAAAUUGACAUUCAGAAUGCUCACGACUCUAAAUAAUUUCUCGCUUGUUGUUAGUUAGUUUUAAUAUUUCCUACAUAUUUCGUCAAGUGUUUUCAAAUGUUUCAAAAAUUAUAACCUCCAACAAAUAACAGUGUGCUCUAGUUUUUUUCUUUCAAGGAAAACGUCAAGUUUUGAAUUUACAUAAAAAUGGGCAACAGUAUGACAUCUCAAGUAUCAGCAGCUACAGUGGCUCCUCAACCAAGCAAAGAAAAAAUGUCAGGAUGUCCAGUUCAACAUGACAGUCCACCAGUUCAUAAGAAAAGUGAAUGUCCUGUGCAGCACGACGUCAACGAUAUUAAUCCACUUAACAUGAUGCCUAAGGAGAAUCAAAAUCCAGCACCUGAUCAACCAUUUCCGCUGUCAAAAGAUAGACAAGUGUCUACUAUACCAAAAGCUAGCGAGGAAGGAGGUUUCUGGGUCUAUCCUUCACCGCAGAUGUUCUGGAAUGCUAUGCUACGUAAAGGUUGGCGUUGGAAGGACGAGGAAGUUUCUCCAAAAGACAUGGAUGAUAUUAUCAAGAUACACAAUGCCAAUAAUGAGCAAGCUUGGCAAGAAGUAUUAAAAUGGGAGGCAUUACAUGCUAAGGAGUGCAUGACACCAAAGUUGAAAAGUUUUGGAGGUAAAGCCAAAGACUAUUCACCAAGAGCAAGAAUUCGAUAUUUCCUUGGGUAUGGAUACCCAUUUGAUAGACACGAUUGGAUUGUUGAUAGAUGUGGUAAAAAUAUCAGAUAUGUGAUAGACUACUAUGAUGGUGGCCAAGUCAAUGAGAAGUUCACAUUUGCACUAUUAGAUGUUAGACCUGCUAUGGAUUCAGUUGAAAAUAUUUGGGAUCGCAUGAAGGUAGCAUGGUGGAGAUGGAGAUAUGAAAACACUUCAGAGAAAAAUCCUGUUUGAAAGUUCAAAUUGGUAUUUGUAGAUAUGUAUACACAUGAUUUUAACUUCUUAUAUUAAAAUUACUAAAUAAAAAAUCGAUGUUUUUGCAUUUGAAGAUUAAUUAAUCUUAUGGUACUAUAUUUGUACUUAGACAACAUUGAAAUUAUAUAAAAUUAUAACUAAAUUGAAAUAAUACUAUGGAUUUAUGAAACCUCACAAUAAAUAUACAAUAACAGAUUUUUAUUUAAUU
Messenger RNA from Phymastichus coffea, 1267 nucleotides. It is a transcript of the gene Cchl, whose product is annotated as holocytochrome c-type synthase. NCBI's taxonomy places the organism in Eukaryota, Metazoa, Arthropoda, Insecta, Hymenoptera, Eulophidae. Bases 292 to 1038 code for a protein of 248 amino acids. The record is from RefSeq and is a predicted model, not a curated record. Gene Ontology annotation, biological process: cytochrome c-heme linkage. Gene Ontology annotation, cellular component: mitochondrion. The transcript has 2 exons. Gene Ontology annotation, molecular function: holocytochrome-c synthase activity.